CUUCUACUCCGGCUUCUAGCGACGUCAGCGAUGUUCGAGUGACGUCGGUGGAGUCACCUUCCUUUCGUACCUGGAUGGUUGCUGGUAACUGCAGCCAGGCCUCACUUUCCUGUUUGUUUUUCUUUCGUCUGCCCGAGAGCCACUAGGUAGUCAGUGCUGUACUUUGGCCCGGGAUCGCUGCUGGUCUGGCUGAGAUACAACCCAGUGCUUAAGGAGCCUGCUUUGCCUUGAUAAGUUGUUGAUACUUGCAUAUGAAUUAUUAAAGAUUUAUUUUAUAAUUUUUGGCUGGUGGAAUUCCUUCACCAUCGCCAAUCCCUGAAGUGUACAAGAGCUCAACCGCGGCGUUUCUCCAGCUGCACAACGGACUUUACAGUCGGUUACCCCACUGUUUGAUGAUCCUACAGCAAUAAAAUGACAAAGGGCACACAUAUUUGUUUACUAGAGCCCCAGAUUUCUCUUGCCUACAGCUCGACUCCAUAGCCUCAUUUAUUUGGGAUUUUAAGAACAGCAAACUCAUAUAUUCGAUCGCUUCAAACUACUAAAUUUUGACCUGCGUAAGGAAAAGAUUCAGAAUGGCGCUUCUGAGUAGGGCGGCGGCAGAGCAGCCCGCGCCGGAAUGGCGUCUUCAGGAUAAAAUCUAUGUUGGAAUCAUAGGUCCUGUUAUGUGCGCUGCCUUGCUAGAGUGGUUCCUUUGGCUCGCCGCUUUCAUUUAUUGCCUGUACAAGGUAUUCGUCAAGGCCGAUCACUGGAGUGUAAAGCUCCUCGCUGUUAUAAUGGCUGUCCUCUUCUCCGCCCUACGUGGUAUCUUUCUUCCAGUCAUGGUUGUUACGCUUCCUCUUCCAUCUACGAUCACACGAUACUUCCCAGAACGCCUGGUUUCUUUCUUGCAGUGGUUCGCUUUUUGGACAUUCGCUGUUCUUCUUAUUGUCCCGUGGCUCUUCUGCAUUUAUAGACUGGUGACGAACUCACUAGGCCGAACGAAGCGCAUAAAGGAAGUACUCGAUGUCCGAAUCGCGCCCAAGACGGUCAUCGUGAUGCCCGUGUACAAGGAGGAGCCGCCAGUGUUGAUCAAGGCCAUUAAUUCUGUAGUUGAUUGCGACUAUCCCGCGGAGUGUAUUCACGUGUUCCUCUCCUUCGACGGCGAUCAGGUGGAUGAACUUUACCUGAAAGUCGUGGAGCAUCUUGGAGUUCCAAUAAACUUGAAGAGGUAUCCACAAAGCAUUGAUGUGACAUAUAAGGGUUCAAGGAUAACAAUCUCCCGGUUCAAACAUGGUGGGAAAAGGCAUUGCCAAAAGCAGACCUUCCGGCUUAUCGAUAGAGUCUACGAAAAUUACCUUCGACGCAAUGACGACCUAUUCGUUUUGUUCAUCGAUUCGGACUGCAUCCUUGACCGGGUAUGCUUACAAAAUUUCAUGUAUGAUAUGGAAUUAAAACCAGGGAGCAAACGCAACAUGUUAGCCAUGACUGGCGUCAUUACGUCGACAACGCAGAAGACGUCCUUGAUCACCUUACUGCAGGAUAUGGAAUACAUACACGGACAGCUGUUUGAGCGGUCCGUCGAAUCCGGCUGCGGAGCGGUGACAUGUCUUCCUGGAGCACUUACAAUUCUACGUUUCUCUGCCUUCCGGAAGAUGGCAAAAUACUACUUUUCGGAUAAGGCAGGUCAAUGCACAGAUCUUUUCGAUUUCGGUAAAUGCCACCUUGGCGAAGACCGUUGGCUUACCCACUUGUUUAUGAUCGGGGCAAGGGAGCGAUACCAGAUUCAGAUGUGCACAAGCGCUUUCUGCAAAACCGAGGCUGUCCAGACAUUUCGCAGCCUGCUCAAGCAAAGAAGGCGCUGGUUUUUGGGAUUUAUUACCAAUGAGGUCUGCAUGCUUACUGAUGCCCGUCUCUGGUUCCGCUAUCCAGUUCUCUGUCUUGUACGGUUUAUGCAGAACACUAUCAGGACCACAGCACUGCUCUUCUUCAUCAUGGUUAUAUCUAUUAUUACGACAUCAAAUCGCGUGUCCAACCUGCCUGUGGGCUUCAUUGCAGUAUCGCUAGGUCUGAAUUAUUUGCUAAUGUUUUAUUUUGGUCUCAAGCUACGACGAUAUAAGGCAUGGCUUUAUCCAAUGAUGUUCAUCCUGAACCCGUUCUUCAAUUGGCUAUAUAUGGUCUACGGAAUUUUCACAGCUGGACAGCGCACUUGGGGAGGGCCGCGGGCUGAUGCCGCAGCGGCGGACUCAACCACGACACCAACUCAAGCGGCCGAACAGGCAGAAAAAGAGGGUGAUGAACUAAACGUAAAAGUUGAAACGUUUACAACUGGAGCUGCACUUCCAGAUAGUGUUCCCGUGCAUCCUUCUGACAACAUCGAAGGUCGAUUUGCUCCUCCAGAGCGGAACUCGCAAGGAUAUUAUAACAACAAAAAUGUAUCGGGACUCUCACUUCCUACACAUUUCGUGCCUGAUCCAGGGGUGCCACGCCUUCCUCUACAUCCACGCAACUCGUUCGACUCUGAAUUCACAACUGGAUCAACGACCAAUUCCAUCUGCUGGCCCCGCCGGCUAGAGAGUAUCGUGGCGGAAGAGGAAGGCAUGGAGCAGGUUUAUAUCACAGUGGACGACCAGCAGAAGAUGAACCUUGCACGGCAAGCUAUGCUGUCAAAUGCCUCGGUCGACGGAGUGCCUUUCGACUCUGUGUCAGACCAGGAAAAAGCCAGCAUGUCUCGUGCCCAGGGGCCAUACAAUUCCGACAGGCGCUCAGUUUCACCGGACUUCCGAUCGUGGAGCGGUCCAUAUAGCCGUCCGGUAUUUGACCCGGCCCUGCGGCCGCGCGCUGGCCAAAGCCCUCUACGAACGAGCAGCGCGGCUGAACCAGACGAUGAUGAGAACGGAAUGGCCCAUUCGGUGGAGUUUCCUAGGACGGCAGACGCAUCUGUCGCCGCGGCGGAGUCUGAUACUGAGCAGGAGCCCGUGGGGAGAAGAGAAAGACGGAGAAGGUUGACCAAACAGCCACGAGAACCGCAUGAUAUGGUAUGA
Messenger RNA from Coccidioides posadasii C735 delta SOWgp, 3020 nucleotides. RefSeq lists its product as uncharacterized. Gene Ontology annotation, cellular component: cell periphery; cell septum. The record is from RefSeq and is a predicted model, not a curated record. Gene Ontology annotation, molecular function: chitin synthase activity. NCBI's taxonomy places the organism in Eukaryota, Fungi, Ascomycota, Eurotiomycetes, Onygenales, Onygenaceae.